GAGCUAAGAGCAGUCGUGGGGACAGGGACGGGCUUGACCCUGUGCCUGGGUGUCCCCUGAUUCCUCCUUGGUGGCCGAGGUCUCGGCGGCCGUCCCCUGACACUGACCUGCUCAGCGCACCCCCUGCCCCACCUCCCCUCACUGGCUGGAGGGUCCCCCACCUCUCAGCCCCGAGGGGCAGGGGGACCAGGUGUCAUGGUCACCUCCCUGAGCCCAGGUGCUGCCCCUGGGGCACCCCUGGCCGGUGCGCCCUCUCCCAGCAAGAUGGCGGGGUACCCCACAGACCUGACCCUGCGGCUGCUGGCCGUGCGGACGAGGAGUGGACAGCCAGACCCCCAGCUCCAGGGCGUCCUGAGGAGACGCCUCAGACUGCUGGAGGGUGACAGCCGGGAGGUGGCCCUGGCUCUGGGGGAGCUGUCUGCCCGGCUGCUGUCCAUCCACAGUGACCAGGACCGGCUGGUGGUGAGCUUCAAGACCUUUGAGGAGGUCCGGAAAUUCUCCAUCUACCACGACCUGGGCCUCACACACAGCUGUCUGGAGGGUCUGCUGGUGGAUGAAGCCUUCUGGCUGGAGCCUCUGCAGGGGGCUGAGACAGCUGCCAUCAGGGUGCUGGUGGACCAGGAAGCCCUGAGGCUGAUGCAGGAGAGCCUGUUGGUCCAGGAUGGGUCCUACUUCCUCCUUACGGCUGACCACCAAGUGCGCUUGGCCGCCGGCCCCCUUGGUACAGAUGUGGCCUUCCGGGACCCCAGGAGGACUGUGGGGGCCGCACAGGGAGAGGAGACACCCCCAGCGGCCGCCCAGCCCCCCAGCCCCUGCACACCCCCCGAGGAGGCCCCGCGGCUCCUGGCACCCUUCCAUCAGAUGAGGUGCUUCCUGGCUGCCAGGGAAGGAUGGAAACUCACCCCCCAUGUCCCAUGGACCCAGCUGGGUGGCGGGCCCCCUGCACCGUUCCCUGUACCCUCCAGGUGGGCACUCAGGGGCCCCUGGGACCCCCUCGAGGACCUGCUGGGUGAGCCUGAGGCUCCGGGCACCCUGGAGCUGGCUAUGGGCCUGGCCACCGCACUGACUGACUGCCAGGCCUCGGCCCCCGAGGACGUGAGCUUCUGGGCGGGUGACCAGCUGGAGUUGCUGGGCGUCCAGGUGCCCGGCCUGGCCUGGUGUCUCUGUCGCCACACGGCCUCGGGCCAGGUGGGCUUCGCAAGGACAAGUGACUUCCGGGCCCAGAGCCUCAUGACAGCGCCACACGAGGACAUCUUCCUCAGUGAGGAGGAGCACUGCUUCUUCAGCAAGGAGGCCAGUUUCACACAAGAGGACGCCCAGCGGCUGCUGGCCAGGACCUCGGGCGAGGUCACAUCCCUGCAGUACACGCUGGACAGACUGGAAUUGGGUGAAACGGAGCCCCAGGAAGAACAAGAAACGCCCCCCGCUGGCCUGCGCCCGGACCCCCAGGAGACCCUGCAGAGGGUGAGGACCGUCCUAGAGCGCUGCCAAUCCCGCUGGACGCGGCCAGAGGAGCCGGAACCCUGGGGCCUCCCCCCUGCGCCUGCCCCCAGCUCGCCCGACGCUGAGGAGCCCCCCUUCCGGCUGGACGCAGAAGCCGACUGGACGUCCCCCGAGGCCCUGGGGCCCCUGGACGCACCCGGGUGCCUGGCUGGCUUCCGCGGGCUGUACGCGCUGUGCCCGCGGGCGCUGGGGGCCGCCUUCCCGGGCCUGGACGACCGGCGACUGGCGGAGGCGCUGGCGCGGGCGCGGGUGACGGCCAAGCGGGCGGGGCUGGGCAUGGCGCGGGCACGGCUGUGCUUCCUGCUGGGCGCCCUGUGUCUGCGCGGCCUCAAGCUCUCGCAGGCCCGCGUGUAUCUGGACGAGGCGCUGGCCGCGCUGGCCGGACGGCCCGGGGACCCGGGGCUGCUGGCGGCCGCCUACGCCGGCCUGGCCUGGGUGCUGCUGCGGCAAAGGAACGCCGCCCGGUGUGCCCGGGUGCUGCCCAAGGCCUGGGCACUGCUGCUGGGCCUGCCGGGCCUGCGGGGGUGGCCCGCGCCCCGCGCCCCGCUCCUCGCGCUGGCCCUGCGGGCCGCCGUGGCCGCCGGCAGCCGCUGGGCCGAGACCCGGGCCUGCUUCCUGCUGGCCGCCCACCACCUGGACGCCGGGCAGCCGGAGCGGGCGAGGCCAUUCUUGGAGCGGCUGGUGCUGCUGGUGCCCGUGGGGGACCCGCCCUGGACUGCUGGUGCCUUCCUGCUCCUGGCGGCCACCUACGGCCGCGAAAGCCUGCCUCGCCUGGCCCUGGCGUGUCUGCGGGCGGCCUCCCUGCGGGCCCCCCGCCCGCUGCCCGCAGCCCUUCGCGGCCUGGCCCUGGCCCUGGAGCACGGCCCGCCCGCCCACGCCGCCCCCUUCCUGCGGGAGGCUCUGGACGCCGGCCCGGGGCGGCCGCUGACCGGGGCUCUCUGUGCCAGCCUGGCCAGGCUGCAUGCCCAGCACGGGCAGCUCGGACGGGCCGUGGCCUUCACCGUGAGGGCGGCCGAGGCCGAGACCAGCGUCCGGCGGGCCGUGGACCACCUGACAGCCCUUGCCCAGCUGCUUGUGCUCAGUGGGCGCAGCCCGGGGGCCCUGGACAUCCUGGAGGCCGUCCUGGAGGCGGCGGUGGCCAGUGAGGACCAGGAGGGCGUGGUGGCCAACAUGCUGGGCAUCGCCCUGGCGCGGACAGGCCGGACGCAGCGGGCGGCAGAGAGCUACUACAGAGCCCUGCGGGCCGCACAGACCCAGGGCCGGCGGCGGGAGCAGGCGGUGGUGCUGGCCAACCUGGGGGCCCUGUACGAGCGCGGGGGUGCCGUGCGGCUGGGUGCCCACUGCCUGCAGGAAGCCGUCUGGCGCUUCUCGCGGCUGCCGGGUGCGGGGGCCGGCCCCGACUUCAGUCACGUCCUCCUGCGGCUUGGACGCCUCCUGGCCCGCCGGGGCCUCGUCCGCCGUGCCCAGUGCUAUCACGAGUGGGCCCUCCUGGUGGCCCUGGACUCCGGCCACCUACACAGCCAGCUGCAGAUGGUGCAGGCGCUGAGUCACUUCCACAGCGCCGUGCGGCCGGACGCCACGCAGAACCUGGUGUGCCUGGAGUUCCAGCUGGCGCUGGCCGGCCGGCUGGGGGACAAGGCGCUGGAAGCACGGCUGCUGGGCGCCAUCGGGCAGCUGUACCUGGCGCUGGGCACCCAGAGAGCCUUCCGCGCGGCGCUGGACUACACCAAGCGCGGCCUGGCCGUGUCCAUCGACCUGCGCGACAGGGCCCAGGAGGCCCGCGGCUGGCUGACCGCCGGGCGGCUCUACUAUGGCCUGCGGCAGGGCGAGCUGGUGGACCUGUACCUGCAGGUGGCCCAGGACGCAGCCCUGUCCACGGCUGACGCCCACCUGGCGCUGGAGGUGUUCGAGGCAGCUGGAGACAUCUUCUUCAAUGGGCGCUGGGAGCGGGAGAAGGCCGCGUCCUUCUACAGGGACCGGGCCCUGCCCUUGGCCGUGAGCACGGGCAGCCGGGAGGCCGAGCUGCGACUGUGCAACAAGCUGGCGGCGCUGCUGGCGGAGCUGGACACGCCGCGGGAGGGGCUGGAGUUUGCACACGGCGCCCUGGCCCUCAGCGUCAGCCUGGGGCACCAGCUGAACGAGCGAGUGGCCUGUCACCGCCUGGGGACCCUGCACCGGAGGCUGGGCGAGGCAGAGCUGGCCGAACACUUCCUGCUCCGGGCCCUGGCGCUGGGCUCCUGGCCGCUGCAGCCGCCGGAAGACUCUCUCUACUACCUCCGGGCCUACCGGGUGCUGGGAGACCUCAUCUUCCACGAGCUCAAGGACCCCCUGGACGCGGCGGGGUACUACCAGCUGGCGCUGGCGGCUGCCGUGGACCUGGGCAGCAAGCGGGCACAGGAGCAACUGUGCUGGCGCCUGGCCGCCGUCCACCACCACUUCCUGGGUGACCGGGCCGCCUCCCUGGCCUUCUACCGGCAGGCCCGAGCCUUUGCCAGCGAGCUCCGGGAACGGCGCGUCUGCGGGAGGGCCCCCUGGACGGUGCCUGGGCCCCCACCCUGAGGCCGCGCUCACCCACCCACCCCAGGGUCUGGCACCCAUCCACUCCGGGGCCCGGGACUGACUGGCACCCACAUAUCUGGGGGCUCAGUGCCCACCUGCCCCAGGGCCUAGUGCCACCCAGGGUCCCGGCACACUGGCGCCCACCCACCCAGGGGUCAGUACUCACCUCCAGGCUUGACAGCCACCUACCAACAUGCCUAGCACCCACCUACCCAGAGUCCCAGCAUAGACUGGCACCCACCUAGGGGGUCCGUGCCCACCCAGCCCAGGACCUGGCACCCGGGCUCCCAGCAGCCAUCUACCCCAAGGCCUGGCACUUACCCCAAGAUCUAACGUCCACUCACCCAGGGUCCCAGCACAGACUGGCACCCACCCACCUGGGGGUUCAGUGCCCACCUACCCUAAGGCCCGGCAAUCACCGACCAGAGGACCCAGCACCCACCUACCCACCCACCCACCCCAGGGCCUGAUGCCUACCCACUGGAAGACUCAGCCCCCCCCCCCCAGACCCUGUACCCACUCACCUGCGGGCUCCCAGCAGAAGUCUGGCCCAUACACGCUCAUCUGUGUGGGAAACUGGACUCGGGGAGGUGGUCCACGGUCUCCCUCCGGUGCUAUGUGGCCCCAGCUUGGCCAGCCCUUCAGGAAACAUGGAGUCCGCUGUGGGGAUGGGGUGUCCCCAGGGCAGGAGUCCCAGGCCGCAGUCCUCUGUUUGCAGCUGGGGAAACUGAGGCAGGGUGCUGUGGUGUCCCGGAGACCUUCACCCGCUCAGGCCAGCUCUGGUACCCCUCCUUCCUGCCCCCUUCCUCCUUUCCUCCUUUUCUUCUCCUCCUCCUCCUCUCUCUCUCUCCUCCCACUCCUCCUCCUCACAUGGACCACAGAACUCAAUACAACUGGCCUUUGCCGCCUCA
Molecule: messenger RNA, 4973 nt
Organism: Erinaceus europaeus (western European hedgehog)
Lineage: Eukaryota; Metazoa; Chordata; Mammalia; Eulipotyphla; Erinaceidae
Gene: SH3TC1
Product: SH3 domain and tetratricopeptide repeats 1
Exons: 17
Coding region: 196-4062 (1288 amino acids)
Molecular function (GO): protein binding
Source: RefSeq, a predicted model, not a curated record